Giardia duodenalis is the source of this 1194-nucleotide messenger RNA. RefSeq lists its product as uncharacterized. The transcript has a single exon. The coding region runs from base 1 to 1194 and encodes 397 amino acids. The record is from RefSeq and is a predicted model, not a curated record. NCBI's taxonomy places the organism in Eukaryota, Fornicata, Diplomonadida, Hexamitidae.
AUGGAAGUGGUGGCCACGACGGACAUCCCUGCAGAUCACCCGGUUAAGCUGCGCAUGUGGCUACGCCUCCAAACCAUCUCCUUCAUCUAUAGGACCCUCCAUAUAGUUAUUUCCUAUGACGCUGCCUGCUUUUUUGUGUCAUUGCUCAUGCGCAAGACCGUGCCUAAUGACGUAAUUUUUUACAAGAACUUCGUCACACAGUACCUUAAUACUAAUUCUGCGAAAUCCGAGAGCUUUGCUAAAGAAAUCUUCUAUCUGCGGAACAUCUAUGACAAGCACAAGCAGAGCGGAACUUUCCCAGAUAAUUUCGCAGAGAUUAUCGAAAUGGAGAAUGAGAUAUCUACAAAGUAUGAGCGGCCCCGCCGAGUUUGUCGUUUCCCCGACCCAAAGGAUAGGCUGCCCUUCGAAAUCCCGCUGGGGCCUGUUCACUUCUUUCAGAAGGGGCUGCUCCCAAUCCUCAAACUUGCUAAUAUCCCUCGGACGCUAAAUAAUGUCUACGAAAUAAGCCAAGAAUUCAAUCGAUUCGGAGACCUGGUCCGCAUUUCCACAGACCAAGACUUCAACAAGGCCGAGAUUUACUUUUCGCAGGCUCUGGCAGUCAUUAUGUGCAUUAGAUACUACAAAGACAGUGCAUCAGAUAAUAGUAAGUUUAAGGGCAUCGAGAUGGUCACUUUUGUAAACCGCUUGCAAAUGGACCAGCAAGCCAAGAGUGACCCGCCUCCUGACGCUGAUGCCGCUCUGACCUCUAUGCUUGUGCAGGACGGCACUUUACGAGACUCUGCAUCUCUCCGUGAGUAUGUUCAAGCUGCAAAGCUAGGCUUGGAGUCCUCUCCUAAACCAAAAAUUAUGGCAAACGAUCCUUCAUCUACUCAAUUUCAACCAUCGCAGGAGAGGACACAGGAGAAGAGAGACACGAAGUGUGUUCUUGUUAGCAACAUUCCCGACCAGUAUCACGGAAUUAAUUUCUUUGGAACAGGUCUCAUCACGAAGAAGGAGGCAGUCAAAUCAGUUCGGGAGGGUCUGGGGGAGAUAGGAGAAUACUACCUGCAAAUAGACAUGCAUACCACUCCGGCGGCUAUAGGGCUGUUAAAGACCAUUUCAUCAAAGAAAAAUAAUUUUGAUGGUAUCACUGCAUCGUUCCGUCCUGUAGACUUUGAGUUACUUAGCUCUACAGUUGUCUUUCCCAAAAAAUAA